Molecule: messenger RNA, 954 nt
Organism: Sphaeramia orbicularis (orbiculate cardinalfish)
Lineage: Eukaryota; Metazoa; Chordata; Actinopteri; Kurtiformes; Apogonidae
Gene: neurod6a
Product: neuronal differentiation 6a
Exons: 2
Coding region: 1-954 (317 amino acids)
Biological process (GO): axon development; positive regulation of transcription by RNA polymerase II; sensory organ development
Cellular component (GO): nucleus
Molecular function (GO): protein dimerization activity; E-box binding; DNA-binding transcription factor activity, RNA polymerase II-specific
Source: RefSeq, a predicted model, not a curated record
AUGGAGGUUCUGGAUCAUCUGUGGGCCAGGAAGACUGCCAAGCACCGUCCAAUCAGGAUGCAGAUACAGAUCAAUAAAGAUCGAACUACAAAUGUGGACAUGUUGUCUUUGCCGUCCUCUUUCAGGACCAGUUGGACCAGUAACCAACCAGUGAAACCAGUGAAACCAGAGCCCCGCCCAGAUCUGGACUACAUGUUGAAGACGGGCAGAGAGGAUGAGAGGGAUGAAGAAGAAGAAGGAGAAGAAGGGGAGGGGGGAUGUCUGAGAAGAAGAAGUCCUGGUAAAAAGAACCAGAGCCAGGCCCGUUUGGAUCGGGUUCGGCUGCGGCGCAUCGAGGCCAACGCACGAGAGCGAAACCGGAUGCACGGUCUCAACAAGGCCCUGGACAGCCUGAGGAAGGUGGUCCCCUGCUGCUCCAAAACCUCCAAACUGUCCAAGAUCGAGACGCUGCGUUUGGCCAAGAACUACAUCUGGGCCCUGAGUCAGAUCCUGCACAGCGGACAGACCCCAGACCUGCUCAGCUUCGUCCACACCCUGUGCAAAGGCCUGUCCCCCCCCACCUCCAACCUGGUGGCCACCUGUCUGCAGGUCCACGUCCACGGCGGGGACCCGCUGGUGCUGUACCCGGCCAAUCAGCGCCAUGGGGGCCGGGUCCUGGUCCCCGGCUCCACAGACGGUGUCAGACCCCCGUAUGAGGGCGUGUCCAGCAGCUGCUCCGGGUCAGUGUCUGCAGGCGUCUUCACCCCCCCCCUUCACUUCAACGGGGUUUUGACUGUGAAACAGGAACAGCCGGUGGACGCCCACAGCCCCCCCCAUGGCCCCCCCCAUGGCCCCCAUGGCCUCCAGGACCGCCCAGGGAGGGGCUCCUCUGGGGCCACUGGACCCUUUGACGUCCACCUGGGGGGGCACUUUUACCCGCUGCAGGAAGAACUAAACAUUAGGUUCCAUAAUUAA